CUCAUAUUGUAAACAUCACAGUGUCAGUGCUCCGUAGAAAUAAUUUCACUAUACAGUAUAAAACCACAAUUUUCUCAAUAAUAUAACACUCAAACCAAGAACUAAGUGCGACUGAGUGACUUCGAUAAUAAACAUCGCAUUAACCGCUGGAUCUGCACAGAAGAUUGGAAUAAAAACAUUGGCAAAGCAUUGAGGUUAGAAUUAAUUAAAUCCAUAGACAAUCAAACGAAUCCUAGAAAACUGUCACAUUUGACAACUGACACAUUCCUGUCAAAACUACAUCGUUUGACAGCGUCACUUCAGUGUUGCCAACAACUAAAAAUAAUCAAAUACGUUCCAUUACACGCUAAACUAUGGAAGAACAAUUUCAACUUCUAUUCGACAAGAUGAAAAUAGAAAUGCAAAAUCAAACGAUUGAACUAACCAACACAAUACUUGAUAAAAUGGAUGAAAAAUUAAAACCCAUUUUAGAAGAAAACCAAAUAUUGAAAGAAAAAGUAGAAAAUCUAGAAAAUAAAGUAGAACUCCUAGAGAGAGAAAAGAAGAGUAAUAAUAUAAUUAUUCAUGGAUUAGCAGAAAAGGAACAGACGACCUUGGAUUUAAUCAAAUGCAUUAAAAAGUGUUUUCUGGAUGAACUCGGCAUAACCAUAGAAAAUUAUGAAAUAAAUAAAAUCUACCGCAUUGGCUCAAGAAAUAAAAAUGAGAAACCGAGGCCUACGCUCCUUUCAUUGGUUAGUGGUUGGAAGAAAACCGAAAUAAUGAGGAACAAAAAGAAACUAAAAGAGUUAUAUUUAACAGAAGAUUACUCAAAGAAAACUUUAGAAAUUAGGAAGUCAUUGCAAUCCAAACUAACGGAAGAAAGGCAAAAAGGAAACCUGGCGUACAUUAAAUAUGAUAAACUUAUUGUAAAGGAAAAUCCUAGGACCAUAGAAAAAAGAAAGAGAGAUAAAUCCACCUCGCCACAAGUCGAAUUACAACCAAGGAAACAACAAACACUAAAAUCGUCUAAAAAUAACAGAAUAAAUGCAUUUGACGUGAUGAGAGGCCGAUCUAACUCACUUUCAACAAUACCAACAACGAAACAGUAGCAAUUAGAAACCGGGGACCGGAAACAAAAACAACAC
Ostrinia furnacalis (Asian corn borer) is the source of this 1124-nucleotide messenger RNA. RefSeq lists its product as uncharacterized. The transcript has a single exon. The coding region runs from base 354 to 1088 and encodes 244 amino acids. NCBI's taxonomy places the organism in Eukaryota, Metazoa, Arthropoda, Insecta, Lepidoptera, Crambidae. The record is from RefSeq and is a predicted model, not a curated record.